AUGACCAGUCAAGGAUUUUUGGAUCUGCCACUGGAGUUGGCAAGCAUCGUGAUAGAGCAGGUCGACAGUCGGACACUAUGUCGCGUUUUGAAAAGUAACAGACAGAUGAGAAGCUUGUCACUUGAACAUAUGAACUCCAAGCUGAAAAAUAUACUUGGAGCACACCAAGAGAACCUCUUCAUAUCCGUGUUCUCGCCUCAAAGUGUGGAAAGUGACCAGGUUUGCACAUACGAGACUAGUUGCGUGACAUCGCAAGUACAUAGUGGAACUGUCUCGGUGGUGGGAAGCAAACCUAACGAAGUGAAUGAAAACACUCUUUCCCUCUUAAACAGCAAACUUAGUGAAUUGAAACAAAUGGAUCAGAUGUAUCCUAUGCAUAGACAGAUGGUGGGUGGAUAUGAUGACGCUACCACAAGCACAUACCAGCUCGGAGGUAUUAGAUCCACCAGAAGACUCAUGACCAACGAUGGUGAAGAAUUUGUCGCAAAAGAUUCGAAGUUGGAGGACAGUUUCAAGAACGUCCCUAUGAUGACCCUCCUGGUGGACGAGGAAUGUGACUACAUCAAAUUUCAUUUCAGCGUUUCAAUCAAGUCGGCCGACUCAGAGCCUAUGCACAAAGUUAUUGACAUUUCCAAAAAUGUAAGUAAGCAUGAAACAUCAGGAGAAGUGCAUUGUGAGGGUAUAAAAGUCGCAUACAAACUGCAUAGGGGAGAGAUUUUACCCCCAAGAUCACCAUACGAUUAUGAUAUGAAUUGCAAAUAUCAGUUGGAGUUCCAGGAGUUUGAGAUAAACAACUGUUAUUUGAUGGAGAUGGUUGAUAGCAUAUAG
Komagataella phaffii GS115 is the source of this 828-nucleotide messenger RNA. RefSeq lists its product as hypothetical. The coding region runs from base 1 to 828 and encodes 275 amino acids. NCBI's taxonomy places the organism in Eukaryota, Fungi, Ascomycota, Pichiomycetes, Pichiales, Pichiaceae. The record is from RefSeq and is a predicted model, not a curated record. The transcript has a single exon.